Molecule: messenger RNA, 3506 nt
Organism: Patiria miniata (bat star)
Lineage: Eukaryota; Metazoa; Echinodermata; Asteroidea; Valvatida; Asterinidae
Product: GTP-binding protein Rhes-like
Exons: 2
Coding region: 1778-2638 (286 amino acids)
Molecular function (GO): GTPase activity; GTP binding
Source: RefSeq, a predicted model, not a curated record
GUGUGUGUGGCGGUUGUCCUCUUAUGUGUGUGUUUGGUAUGCAUCGUUGCACCUCGUUUAGGAAGAAAUACGUCCUGCUUUGAACGUCGAUCGCUGUAUCCUUCUGACGUCAUAGCCCCAAGACUUUCGGCGAACUCUGUGUGAACAGAAUAUGUUGUUUAAUGACAUAUCUGCGGUUUGAAUUUAACCGUCUUGGAACAGCGACACUUCUCUAUAUAGCAGCUUGCUUCACCCCGCAUUACCUUUUUGCAUUGAACUUGGAGUGUGCGUAUACAAAUAUACAUUAUAGCGGGGAACAUUCAAGGGCCGGGCUAGACUGGUGCCCGCUUUCCCAUUACCGAACAUUGCUCGUCGGAUAAUGAAAGACCUCGAUCACGUCUGCUCACAUUCCGAGCGCAAUCCAUCAUUCAUGGUGCUUUUCGUCUGUUAGUUGUGUUAGCUACGUACUUAAUGCUAAAGCGCCCGAUCGACCGCUCAGUUCAUCAUGUCUACACAAACCGAGUCAGAGCACACUGAUCUAGUAUGCUCACGAUAGUGCCUCGUGGCAUGAUGCAAGUCACGCUUCUCGUUGAAAGUUCGUUAACGUCAAUGGCAGAAAUGAUUUUGGAUAAACUGGCAAGACUGGCUGAGCUUUGCCUCUUAAUUUCCGCGCUCAGUUUUGCUGAGUCGAGAACCUUCUAAACACUCAGAGUUGUUCUCAGUAAAAAUCCUUCGCUAAUUCUGUGGGGAUCGGCUAAAACCUCUUGGUUCUGGGGAGCUUACAGCAUACGCGGAAUAUUGAGAGCGUUUAAUUUAUCAGCGGAGCAGCGGAGAGGGUAAUUGAAAAUCGACGGCCAGUAUACGUGCCUUACAAAAGGAGGUCGUGCCUGUGUGUCUGUUUGCUGUAUGGGGAUGCGCGUGCAAUGGUCGCACCGUACCACCGAGUUCAUCCACGCAGAUUGCUAUCGGGGGCAAGGGCGCCCUCUCCUCUGCGGUGACCAAAGUGGUGCCUCCCGCGAACCAAUGGGAUUGGAGAAGCACACAGAGCUGCGUGUUGUAUUCGCUAGCACGCGGGAUCCUGUUACUGCCGGGAGGAAUUCUAAUACAGUCGCGUGCGCGGUGAGUCACCGACGCUAGCUGGAAAAUAAUUUUUCCUUUGAAAGCCGUAGUUUGGCUCGGCAUACAUCAUUACCUUGAUAAUUUCUCUCAACCGACGGCGCAUCGUUUCUCUCUGGUUAAUUGGCGGGCUACUGAUAUACGAUUGUAUGAACAGACUGUUGUCAUCAAAAUUUCUGUAUUCAUUCUGGCUAGAAGGGGAGAGCCAUUGUCUUUUCAAGAUUAAAUUUGGUUUAAAAGUUGGACCAUCGCCGCCUACGUGUCUACCAAACUCCUUUGGCUUUGUGUACUUUUUGGACCAGUUUCGUCCUUAAUUCCAAUUUUGGGCAUCUACCCACGCCUUGUUGUGACCUGUCGGCUGUUGUUUAUCAUCAGACACUUCAUCCGAGCGGUCUUGGUGAGGCAUCUCCGUGUCGGAAUCACAUUCUCAUCACCUAGACCCUGUCGUUCCUCCGGCCAGAAGAGCCCGGCGUGGUGUUAAUCUACACCAGUGGACGCCGUCUUGAUUUCAGGUCGUUCUUGGAUUAAUUCCAGAUCGUUGCCGGGUCUGUGUGCUCUGCAUACGUGAUAAACUCUUAUUAGGGCUAUCGCAGAAACGGAACAGUCAACCGAGUUGUAGCCAGUGAGACUCUGAAGUCAUUUCUUGUCCAGACGCUGUCCCCCUUCGUGGAGGGGAACGCCAAUGCCAGCCAACGCCAUGGCGAUGGCGUCCAAGGCUUCCACCCCGGACUCGGAGGUCUCAGCCCCCCCACAGGAGAACUGUUACCGCCUGGUGGUAGUCGGCUCGCCCAAGGUGGGCAAGACGGCCAUCGUCAGCCGAUUCCUAAACGGCAAGUUUGAGGACCAGUACACGCCCACCAUCGAGGACUUCCAUAGGAAAAUCUACAAAAUCAAAGGGCACGUGUACCAACUGGACAUUCUGGACACUUCCGGGAACAAUCCAUUUCCAGCGAUCAAGAAGUUGUCCAUUUUAACAGGAGAUGUUUUCAUCCUCGUUUUCAGCAUCGACAACAAGGACUCAUUCGGCGAGGUACAGCGCCUGCGCAAACAAAUCCUGGAGACCAAGUGCGGCAACGGCGCCAAGUCCGUUCCCAUGGUGAUCGCGGGCAACAAGUGCGAUCGGGAGAGCAGCCGGCAAGUGAACGCUGAGGACGCCCGUCGGGCCUUCGAGUCCUCCAAGAAGUGCACCUUCGUAGAGACUUCGGCCAAGAGGUGCCAUAACAUCGACGUGUUGUUCAAGGCGCUGUUUGAGAACGCCAAGAUGCCGAGCGAGAUGAGUCCGUCCCUGCACCGUAAGAUCAGCGCCAGCAGCAGCCCGGCCCUCAAGCCCAGCAGCAACGGCAAGCUGGCCCUGCGGAGGCGCCUCAGCGAGGCCUGCGGUAUGGUGUCACCUAACGCCAGGCGACCCAGCGUCCGGAGUGACCUGCUCCAGUUGCGCUCCAAGGUACAUCGUAACAGUCAGGAUGAAGACGACGAUGACGACGACGAUGACAGGAGCAGUAUCCAAAAGAAACUACGCAAGAUCGCCUGCUGUAUACAGUGAUAACGAAUGGACAUUUUGAGAUCACGCGUCUGAACUGAACUAUCAGAGAAGUGAACAUGUUUUGUACUAUAAGAAAAAAACCUGCUUUGUAAACUUGACACGUUUUAUUCAUUUUAACCAAAGCCUUAUUGUUGUCCAUUGAAUGACCGUUUGAGAAGUUAGGAAAACGAAAGUGACGCUUGACGAUUGAAGACACCUUUUUAAGACGUGACAUUGACACCAUCGGGCGACGUGGCUUACCAGUAUACACCAAUAGUUUUUCAAGCACUCUGUUACACUGAGUUCCGAUGUCAUAUGAAAAUCCGAUUCCUAUGAAAAUCGGACCCCUUUUCCCUAUUAUUGGUUAAUCCCUCGCACGUGACAGGUCACUCUUCCGUAUGUGAUCCUAAAAAUAGCAUAUUCCCGUAGUUACGCAUGCCCAAUACUACCAAUGAGUCCACAUUUCAUGGAGUCGGAUAUUCACGCUACACCGGCUCAGAUUUGACUUCUUUUCAGUGUCAGAUGACACUUUUACGGAUCAAAAUGACACCUCUCUGGGUCCAAAUCUGCCUGGUCAUGUGUAUCAGGAUCAUCUCGGUAAAAGUGUCAUUUUGACCCAGAAAAGUGUCAAAAUGACACUUUUGACCCAGAAAAGGGUCAAAAUGACACUUUUGACUAAGAAAGUGUCCAAAUGACACUUUUGAUUAACAAAAGUGUCAAAAUGACACUUUUGACCCUUAAAAAUGUCAGGUCAAAUCCGACCUGGAUUCCGGGUGAAAUCUGACUGUAAAUGAUGAAGGUUCAGACUAACUCAAGUUACCAUUAAGCAGAGGAAACAAGUAUAGAGUUUUUGUGAGGGUUCAAGCUGAACUUUGUAGAACGGAUUCAG